This is a messenger RNA of Amoebophrya sp. A120, 8023 nucleotides long. The record is from the annotation of a GenBank genome assembly. Lineage: Eukaryota; Dinophyceae; Syndiniales; Amoebophryaceae.
AGGCUGGCAGUCAGCAUAAGCUGCGCAUUGAGAUUGACCCCCUUUUCGCGGGGAUCCCUCGCAGCUUCGAACGAACACGACCCGCAGCAAAUUUGAACCUAUAAUUCGUGACAGUUUCAAUUAGAAACAGUAAGAUUUCCGAGAAAUAAUCUUCAUGCGCGGCGCUUGUGGUUGCAUUUCAUAUUUGUAGCGAAGGUGGAGCACGAGGCCGCCUGAGCUACAGUACUCGGAUUUAAUUCUACCAGCAAAAAUCGUCUUCGUCGCCCAAUAAGUUGUCAACCCCCAAAAUUAAACGUCGAACCAUGCAACUUGCUCGCUAUCUCCCCUCCGCGCUGAAAGCGCAGAUCAUUGCAGAAAACAAGUCCAAGGAGGAAACGAAGACGAAGUACGUCCGCCCGACGAAGACAAAGUCCACUUUAGCCGAUCCGCGGUUUUUAGGGACCUUUGAUUCCUGGUAUUUCAAGAUCCUGGACACCUCUUACCAAAGACUCGCGGUGUACGCCAUCGCCUUCUACGGAUCCAUUUGCCUCUCCUUCGCGCUUUUGACUCUCCCCUUCGUGAAAGACAACAUCCAAGUGCCCGGGACGAAUUUUCCCGCGACGGAGUCCAGCUACUUCGGCAUCGCGCUGAUCUGGUCGGUCACGCACGUCAUUACCAUGGGCUACGGGCAGUUUUUACCCUACGACUUUUCGGAGUAUCAAAUGUAAAAAUGUCUGGGUGGUCUGGAAGAUUCUGACACUUGUCAUGCACGUUUUGCAUGAGCCAUGAUGUCUGUGAUGCAUACCCUAGCAAUACAGAUUUUUUGAGGGCUUCUUGAUGCGUAUUCGGCAUGACAAAUGCCUUCUCAGCGUAGCAAGGAUUGCAUUCCCUUUGGUACUCAUGCAAUACAGAUUUUUUUGGAAUCCAAAUGCAGCAUCACAAGUUGCAUUCUUCCAGACCCAGACAUUUUUACAUUUGAUACGGAGAAUGAACCGCUGAUGGGGCUGUUUUUUCUCGCGACGGUUCAACAGUUCGCCGUAUCAACUGUAAAAAUGUCUGGGUCUGGAAGAGUGUUAAUCUUGUCAUGCAGGUUUUCCAUGACCCAUGAGGUCUGGAAUGCGGGACCUAGCAUGACGGAGUCUGUGAGGUCUCUGCUAUGCCUAUCCUGCAUGAGAAACUCCCUCCCAGCUUGGUCGACGCCCAGGUAUUGGCAGAGGCUAAAUCUGUUCUAACGCCCACCCGCCAGGAGUCAAAUGGUACUACUACUACUACUAACUUGGUCGAAAGUGGACAGCUUUUGGCCCUCAUGCAACACAGAUUUUCGCAUUCUUCGGAUUUAGCAUGACAAGUUGCAAUCUUCCAGACCCAGACAUUUUUGCAAUCUAUACGCCGGGAUCUUGAUCAACGUUCUCGCGUUUUCCAUCAUGGUCACGAAAAUACAGCACCCGAGUGCCGCGUAUGCAUUGCAAGUGUCUCUGGAUGUCUAGAAAGAAUGGGAUUUGUGUUGCUAACUUUCGAGCAUACAAAAACCUAUAUUGCAUGAGCAGCAAAAGGUACGCAGAUUUUUACCGUCCGAAGGGGGCAUGUCUCAUGCGGGGUAGGCAUGAGCAAGCCUCGGCUUCCGUUGAUAAAGCUGAGAUGCUAGUUAGUAGAGCAUGCAUCACAGGCGUCGCGGGUCAUGUACAAUUUGCAUGACAGAUUCCCCCAAUCAUCCACACCGAGACAUAGUUGCGAUGCAUACCGCGGUCGUCUUCGCGAAUCAAGCCCUCGUGACCACCCGGAACAACCAGCGCGUGUUGCUGUUCCGCUUAGGGAAUUUGCGCUGUAAUCACAUCUUCGUGCCGCAGGUGCGGUUGAGUGUGCUGAAAAUGGAGCAGACUUUGGAAGGGGAAACCUACAUGAAAUGGCUGCCGUUGUUGGUACAAGAUAACUUUGUUGGUUCUAGUCCUAAUUUCGCAUGAGAAAAUUCACCUGCACUGCAAAACCCGAAUGACGAAAUGAACUUUAUUUCAGGUCACCGAAAUCCCUCUCGUAACUGCGGUCUGCGUCGCCGAGCACGUGAUUACGAAGGAUUCUCCAUUGGCUGAUAUCUCGGAAGUGUACAUGGCGGAUCUCGCCAACAACACGGACUUCGCUCUCUCCCUCACCUUCACCGGCCGGGACGGGGUGUACCACGAUGAAAUUUGCGCCGCCCACCGGUACUUUCGAGAUGACAUCGUCUUCGGCAAGCUGCGGUUUGGCGACACGAUGGAGAAGAUCCCCGCGUCCUCCGACGGUUUCCGACCCGCCCGGGUGUUUGCGAAUUUCAACAAGAUCAGCGACUUUGUGGAGAUCGGCUCUGACAUCGGGGAUGACGACUUGGCGGAGUUGGGAGGUGAGGGCUUGGAGGUGAAGUCUAUGGACGGUGAUCAUUUCAUUCAGCCGAGUAUGAACAAGCAGGUCAUGACAUACGAAGGCGAGGCAGCUGCGCCGUCUUCCACCUCUAAUCAGCAGUUAAUGGUGACGAGCGGAUCUGAUGUCUCUCUCCAGCAGUUGCAGUUGAAUCAGCAGCAGUACAGCCAAAUUCAGAACUUCAUGCAGAUGAUCGAGCAGACGUUGGGGAAGGUGUCUAUGCAGUUGAAUCAAGUCCUCGGGUUAGUCCUGCACAACAACCAGAAACAGGACCAGCUGCUGACUUCUUCUGCGAAGUUGUCACAAGAUCUGUUGAUGAAUUCCACUUCCGCGGUGAUGAAACAACAACAGCAGCAGCAGCAACAGCCGGUGGCGGUCGAGAGUUAUGUGCAGCUUUCUGACAAUCAUAUUCAACAAACAAACCAUGACCAGCAGCUGCACCCUGGACUAUCAAAAUCGGGAAAGCUAAGUAAGGAAAACGAAUUUCAUUCCAAGCGGGCGGCGAACCUGUCCACGACGACGUCCUCCAUUUUUUCCACCGUGAUCAAGAACAAGUGCGACCGGUCGCUCGGUGGGCAAAGACACACGGUGAUGGGGACGACUAUGAAUUGCAAAAGUGUCUGGGUCUGGAAGCUUCUGAGAUUUGUCAUGCAGUUUUUCCAAGCUCCGCCAAGUCUCGAAUGCAGGGCCGAGCAUCACAGGUUCUGCAGCCCCUUGGUGAUGCCUAUUCUGCAUGACAAAUGCCCCCUCGGCAUGGCUAGAAAUGGGGAUCUUUUGCAAGUCAUGCAACACAGAUUUUUGUAAGAUCCGCAACACGCAUUACAAGUUCGCAUCCUUCCAGACCCAGACAUUUUUACAUUUGAUAACGACGAAUAAAGUGCAUAACUACCAGAUCCGCCCCUACGACAUUGAAAUCGCGUUCGGACAGAUCGCCCCCGACCAGUACUGCUUGCACGGCACGAACGUGGAUUUCACGCCGACCUGCAUUGACAAUCCGGAGCCAAACGUGGUGUACUUGUUCUGUGGAGGAGAUAUCCGGGGAAAAUCGAUUCCGAUGACAGCGGCAGGCUCAUCUGCGGGUACAACUAGUAGUGCGCAAGAUCACGACCAUUUGUGGCUGUUAGGUCAGGAGGUCGGCGGUCUCUUGGCGAAGUCCUGUUCGGUGUCUUCCGCUGUGGAUGCGCUGUUGAAAGCGGCGAAGAUCCCGCACCAAAUUAUCGUGUCGGACAUGGAGGACAAGCCGGAUUGGGUGGUGAAAGUCGGGAAAAAUUGCACCACGCCCGCGAUUAUCUACAACGGUAGGUAUUUGGAAGAGUCCUCGGACAUCCUGGAGUUGCUCUGUGAGGAGUUCGGGGAGUCGCAUUUCGCGAAAUUUCUGGAAAAGCCGGACAAGGAAGUAGUAGAGCGGGAGUUUGAAAAACGGAAAGAGAAGUUUUUGAAUGACGAAAGGGAAAAGUUGCGGAAAAAAAAGUUGGAGGAAAGGAAGAUUGCAAGGGAAAAGAGGAACAAGAAAAAUAAAGCUAGUAGUGCUGAUCAGGCACAACAACUUCAGGCAACAGAACCUGUCCCGCUUGUUUUGGGAGUCGACAGUGGAGAAGAGAACGCGGCUGGUACAACAAAAACUACAGACGGAAAGAUGAACACCAUCGAGAAGCAGUCAUCCAGCAGCGGCAUGACAAGCCUCAAAACGAUGCCCGUGGACAACGCGACAAACGGGGAUGUCGGUUCCAGUCCGAUUUCGAAAGAAACGGGAAACGAGCCAUCGGUGGGACAUCAAGCAAGCAAACCUCCUGUUUCGGUCCCCUCGACUCCAAAACCUCCAAUCACUGCAGCGCAUGACGACGACGACGACUCCCCGAAGUCCUGCGGAUUACCGAAGCGCCCCACCUCUCCCUGGGCAGUUCCGAACAAAAAGAAGACUUCCAAAGAACUACUACCCGGUUCUGGUGCAGCGACGCCGAAGCGCGGGACGAGCGGAGAGGUCGUGGCGCCGGCGGUAGGAGUGGGUGGAGCUGUCAGCAAGGAGGGAGAGCACAAAGAGGAGGCUCCGGAUUCUGUACUAGUUCCGGAUAAAGAUUCCCAAAUCGAGGAGCAAGACGAAGACAUCGUAAUCGACGACUCCGAGCUUCCUCCAUACGACGAGAACAACUUUCGCGACAAGCACCGCUACCUCCACAACCUCUGCCCCGAGGGGAUGCCGCUCCCGAAAUUUGUGAUGGGCGGGCUGGUAAACAUUUUAAUGACGGUAGUGAAAGUAAACGUGUGCUUGAAAAACACGACGGAAGUAUCCUGUGCAAAAACGUCCCCACCCCAUAGUCACGAUGGGGAAUCUGCUAGACAAAUCAAAAGGCUUUGGUUGUUGCGCAUGACAGGUUUGGUCUCGUAGUCAGUGCGCUCCUGUUUAGCUCGUUCAGCAGCAUGAGAGAUCUAGCCUCUGAUGCUGAUUGGAGCGUUAGAAAAUCCAAAGCACGAGUAGAGGGCGCUUCUCAUGUUGGGGCUCCGCAUGACAAACAUUUUGAGCAUGCAGAUCUGCAUGACAACUAUGGUGCGGGGAUGGUUUUACACAGGAUAGAAAGCGCUGACCGAGUACCACGAGGUGGAAAGUGAGAUUUCACAAUUGGAAGAGGAACUGACGAGCUUGCGGAACUCCCGUAACAAGGCGGUGAAUGCGAAUAACAGCAGGAGUAGCAAGAGCAGACCCUCUUCGUGGUCUUCACAGCAGAAAGAACGACCCAACGAACAAGGAGAGCAGGAACAAGCCCAGUAUGGUACUGCGGAAAGCGAGUGUGAAGCGAAGCUGAGCGAAUUACAGGAAAGAAAGCAGGAGUUGUUGAAAACCCUUGAGCAGAUGGACACGAUGCGGAAAACGGAGAUCCCGACCUUCAUCAAAAAGCUCCUCGACCUUUGGAGUUCCAUCGAUAAGGAGUACGAGAACCGGAAGGAUAAAACUUCUCUGUGGCUCUACGGCAACCGCAUGUCCUUAGACGAUGUCGUUAUUCUCGCGAUCCUGAACGUCUGUAGUGGUGCGUUGGCGUUCAUCUACCCCUACGAGAAAGUGGGGUUUCCGCCGCAAUUACCAGGGCUGGAUUUGGCGAAGAAACCGGUACUAUCGGAAGUAGGGGAAAAGGAGCAGGGAAAAGAAGCUGCGCUGGACGAAGAGGACCUACUGCUUCCCCCGCCCUACUACUUCAUCCACUCGAAUUUGAAGCCAAGAACUGCAUCGGGGGAGCUUAUCACGGAGAAGAAGUGGGAGGGUCGGGAUUUGCAGCUCCCGCCCGAUUGGAACGGAGAGGAGGGAACGACCGGGCUUUCCCCAGUGGCAGUGUUGUCCUCAGCAUCAGGAAAUGACAAUGAUGGUGAUGAGAACAACAACAUGAAAAAAUCCCCCCUUCGCUGGUCCAACGCCCGCCACUUUUGCUCCCCGAUCGAAACACUGCAAGUGGAGCAUUUAGGGAAAGCGCUGCAGCAAUUCGCCCAAACGGAUCUGUGUCGGGCGAUUGCCCCCGGGCCACUACCUGCGGUGUGGACGCGACAGUUCUUCGAACGGAAGUGCAAGAAGAUGUUCGGCGUGGAUUUACCGAAGAAUGAAACGGCGGAUCAGCUGGCGAUGCAGGCGUUUCAGUUUUUGAAGACCAUCCAGAACGAAAUCGUGAUCCCCGAAUUUAUUGCGGCCAAUGUGGAAGCGGAAAAGAGGUUGAAUUUGAAAAAGGGGGAAAAAGUCAUGGACGGGAACAGCAUUGACCUGAUGAACCACAUCAGCAGCUCUUUACCCACGAAUGGAACGGGAAAUGGGAGUAGCCCGGGAAAGUCGCAGAACAGCAGUGUGAUGGCGUUUAAGAAGAGACUACUCAAGCCGCCACUGUUCACGAAGAAUCCUUUGCUCGACGUGGUUGCAGCGAACAAGAAUUCUGUCCUGCAGGGCGGUGGUGAGCGAAGUGAAACUCCACCACCAGGAGCUUCGCGAUUUUUCGAAGACAUGAUCUUACUUGACGCGAGAUCGUUCCGGUUGAUUCAUUCGGAAAUCAUGCGGAUUGCCGCAGAUUGGAAUGACGAGUUUGAAGACUACUUGAGGGAGAACGGGGCGGAGAAUGUGUUCGACGGGAAGAAAUUUUUGCGGGAGAAAAUCUACCACAAAUUUGAAGAGGAUGAGGAAGAACAGGAAUACGACUACUACAAGUACGACGAAAAUUAUCUUCAGAACUUCUCUGUUGCGUCCUCUAUGAACACGGCGGAGCUGCACAAAAUGAAUUUUCCGCGCGGGGAUGAAAAUCUGCAAAAUCAACUACAAAGCAAUGGCUCUUCGCGAAACGAAAGCAAGACUCGGGGUGGCACAGCAGGUGCAGCUGAACAGACAGUGGAGCCGCACAACGACGCUUCUCGCCGCCACAGCUUCGGCGCUGCUUCUGUCGGGGCUGCUUCUGUCGGCGCUGCUUCAGCUUCUUCUUCGCAAAUGAACUUCAUGCUGCAAACACCGCAAACGCAACCAGGAAAUCUGAACCAGCACCUCGCACAGCCAGACCCACAGCAGCUGCAGUUUUCCACACCAGCUACUACUAAUCGUACGCCGAGUAAAACGUAUUUUGUUCAGUCGGGGGAAAAGCAGCACUACGGCGCGACGAAUAAUUACCACCUGCAAGAGACGCCGAUGUCGGUCACUGCUGCUCCGCCAGCCGUGAACCUCGUCGAUCCGACUGGUAUGACGAUGAGUAGUUCUUCUUCGCAGGGACAACAACUGCACUUGGGACCACAGCAAAUAUCCAACCGUUACGACCACGCACGGUACGGCGCGGCGGAGCAGCAACCAACCCGACUACAAGCUGCACCUGCGUAUGGUGCAGGAGGUGGUUUUAACGCUAAUGGAGUUUUGCCUGCACACGGCCAAUCGCAACAAGUGCAGCAGCAAGUGACGCCGAGGUACGACCCGCAAGUGUACGGCGCGACUAGCAGCUAUACCGGUGUAGGUGCAGCAUCAUCACAGAUGCCGCAAAUGCACAUGCAGUCCCCCGCACCUCCUCCACUGCCCCCAGCAGUGUACAACACCGGCCUUCAACCACACCACCCUGCUCCCCCAUCGAUGCCGUACCAACAACAACACCCAGCACCACCAUCACAUUCACAACAACUCAUGCAGGCUGUAGAAGAAAUGCCGCCACCACAGAUGCAGGCUCCAGCUCCUGUAACUGCAGCAGCUCCACCCCAAUUUCAGCCGUCGCAACAGCAACUCCAGCAAGACCACCAACGCGGGUCUUUAGUUCCAGGGGUGCCACCCGCCCUACCUCCUCAGCCGCAACCCUCACUCGCUUCUGCGGUGUCCUCGGAGAAACCAAAAUUUCGCCGGCAGGAGAGCACCGCGUCGAGCGCCAACAAGCCAAAGCUGAAACGCGGGGGAAGUUUGGCGGGGGCGAAUUUGUGCUUGUAAGAUUUUUGGAUGCAGCUUCGAGCAGCGUCGCAUUUAUAACAAAAAUGAAUCUACUUCCCAGGAAAGAACUUUCGAAUGUAAGAUUACCUAAGGCAAAAACAGAAGUUAUUUCCGCUGGUGGACCCUGAAUUUGGAUACUACGGCUCCUACAAGGCAAGUAGUCAUUGUCACUGAUGUAUUUUCCGUUUCACUGUCCUCGAGAUGAAAGCAAUGCAGCUGAAUCUCUGGUGCAAU